AUGGACCCACAGUGGCUGACGCGGCUGGCUGUCGGCGCAGCUGUCGCCGGGCUCAUGGCUCUGCGCGGCCUUCGCAAGCGGUCUCUCUCGCCCUCAGGAGCAGCCGCGGCUUUUUUGGUCGGACUAGUGACCAUGCAGGCGUCAUAUACCAGCGGGCUGCUGCUGAUCCUGUUCUACCUGACAUCAUCCAAGCUGACCAAGCUGCAGCAGGACCGCAAGCAGCAGCUUGAGGAGUCCUUCAAGGUGGACGGCCAGCGCUCCGCGACACAGGUGCUCUCCAACAGCCUCGGCGGCGUCGUCGCGGCUGUGACCACCCAGUGCGCGCCGCUGGUGGUCGCUGACCCGCAGCAGGCGGCAGCAGUGCAGUGGGCGGCCACUGCGGCCUUUCUGGGCCACUACGCCGCUGUCUGCGCCGACACCUGGGCAUCAGAGGUCGGAAUCCUCUCCACCCGCCCGCCGCGCCUCGUCACCACCUGGCGCGUCGUGCCGCCGGGCACCAACGGCGCGGUCUCCGCGCUCGGCUGCGCGUGCAGCGCUGCCGCAGGGGUGUUCAUGGGGGCGGCGUACUGGGCGCUGGGCACGGCCCUUGGGGACACUGUGCUGGCGCCACCCCAAGGGCUCGGCGAGCUGAGAGCCUCGCUGCUGGCCGCCGCGGCGAGCGCUGCGCCCCGCGAAUGGGGCGCGCUGACAGAGCGGCUGGUCGCCGCCUCGAGCCUGCCGUUCACGGUGCUGGUGCUGCCCCAAGUCAUCCAGAACCAAGCCAACAUCGCUGGUGGCGCGCUCGGCGCACUGGCCGCCAUCUCCUGGCUCGGCUAUGCGGCCGGCCUGGCCGGGAACGCCCUCAUGUGCACGCACCUGGCCGCGCGCGGCGAGGCGACCGCGGUCAACGUCCAGCUGAUAGGCAUCGCGUCGACGCUGCUGAUCCUGGGGCAGCUGUGGUGGGCGCGCGUCAUGCCGACGCGCGCGUUCGGGGGCGCCCUCGUGAUGGCAGCGGCCGUCGCGGCGGCCGGGUCGCUCAAGGCGCGCGGGAGGCUGGGGCGGAGGGAGUGGCUGGCGUUUGAGGCGGUGGUGUCGGUGUUUGGCGUGCUGGCAGUGCCGCAGGUGGUGGCGGGAGCCUUCUGGCCCUCCACCCCCACCCUGGCGCCCUCUCUGGCCGCGGCCGCUGCAGUGGCGUUUUGGCUGUCGGGCCACGCCAAGCGCUCCGCCCAGGACGCCCAGAAGGCGGUCGCGCUGCUGCCAGGGUGGUGCGCCACCUGCAUGUUUGCGCUCAUGCCGCUGCCGCAGCUGGCCCGCAACUUCUCUGACCUGUCUGGUCUCGGCGGCCUCUCCCUGGGCACCAUCCUGCUGGCCACCCUGGGGAACGCGCUGUGCAUCCCGCGGGCGCUCUUCACGCGGGACCCCUCCUGGAGCUUCGGGUCGACCUGGGGCUGCCUCAUGAUGGGGUGGGCGCAGCUGCUCAGCCUCUUCCUCGGGCGCAGCCCGGAGACAGGGGCCCGCUUCCUCCCGGCGCCCGCGUUUGCUGCGGCCACUGCUGCCCUUGGCGCCUACCUGCUGUGGGCGCUGACCUCUGACGCGCGCUCCAAGGGGCUGACCAACCCCUUCGGCUCCUACGGAGACGUGUUCUUUGGGCAGCGCGUGCCGCAGCCGCCGCAGCGAGAGCGUGACUACUGA
Molecule: messenger RNA, 1671 nt
Organism: Monoraphidium neglectum
Lineage: Eukaryota; Viridiplantae; Chlorophyta; Chlorophyceae; Sphaeropleales; Selenastraceae
Product: Maltose excess protein 1
Exons: 8
Coding region: 1-1671 (556 amino acids)
Cellular component (GO): chloroplast envelope; membrane
Molecular function (GO): maltose transmembrane transporter activity
Source: RefSeq, a predicted model, not a curated record